Messenger RNA from Eruca vesicaria subsp. sativa (arugula), 957 nucleotides. NCBI's taxonomy places the organism in Eukaryota, Viridiplantae, Streptophyta, Magnoliopsida, Brassicales, Brassicaceae. The record is from the annotation of a GenBank genome assembly.
AUGGAGAAGAGCACGAUUCAGGUCGACGAGCUCGACGAAUCCGAUGAUUUUCUUCUCGAACUCGCCGCAAUCGAAGCGGAAGCAGAAGCGGCGUCGGCGGCGAAACGCCCUAAGGUCGCUGUCGUCCCCGUACCGGAGGGACCUUACAUGGCGGCUCUAAAGGGAAGCAAAAGCGAGCAGUGGCAGCUGAAUCCGCUCAACCCCGCCUCCAAAUCUCGCGGCGGUUUUCAAGGCGGGACCGUGAAUUCGAAUUAUCCGGCUGGGAAUUAUGGAUCGGAGGCGGGUGAGCAGGAUUUUCCGGAGAAGAACUGUCCCUGUGGAAAUGGUGUGUGUUCGAUUCUCACGUCAAACACGCAGAAGAAUCCAGGCCGAAAGUUCUACAAAUGCCCUAACAGAGAGGAAAACGGAGGUUGUGGGUUUUUCCAGUGGUGUGAUGCAGUGGUUCAGUCUUCCGGAACUCAGCAUAGUUAUGGAAACACUUACGAAUCCAAGUUCCCUGAUCUCCAGUGUCCGUGUGGUGCUGGAUUGUGCCGUGUUCUCACUGCUAAAACUGGAGAAAACAUUGGCAGGCAGUUCUAUCGCUGUCCUGUUUUUGAGGGCUCUUGUGGUUUCUUCAAAUGGUGCAAUGAUGACGCAGUCAAAGCUUCUACAACGUAUAGCUUUACCAGUAACAUCAACGUGGAGAGUGUUACAAAUGCGGGAAGCAAGGACAUUGGGCGAGAGACUGCACCGGUCAAUCUGGUAGUCAACAGUUUCAAUCAUCAGGGCAAGGAAAGCCUGCCUCCUCGGGUGGAGAAUGUUACAAAUGCGGAAAACCGGGACACUGGGCAAGAGAUUGCACUGUGGCUGUUCAAUCCACAGGCGUUUCAGGUAAAAGACAGAGGGAGUACUAGGUCAGGCUUUCUAAGCUCUGAAUCUGAUCUGUGGUCUAGAACUCGUAGGGUUUUGCUAGUGUAG